Coregonus clupeaformis (lake whitefish) is the source of this 6402-nucleotide messenger RNA. Its product is annotated as tyrosine-protein phosphatase non-receptor type 13-like. Gene Ontology annotation, cellular component: cytoskeleton; nucleus; cytoplasm. Gene Ontology annotation, biological process: peptidyl-tyrosine dephosphorylation. Gene Ontology annotation, molecular function: protein tyrosine phosphatase activity; phosphatidylinositol 3-kinase regulatory subunit binding. The record is from RefSeq and is a predicted model, not a curated record. NCBI's taxonomy places the organism in Eukaryota, Metazoa, Chordata, Actinopteri, Salmoniformes, Salmonidae.
AUGCCUUCCAGGGACCCCUCUCCGAAGAAGUCUCCCACUCCCCUGGAAGAUGGCGCAGGACCGGGGCUUCUGGUGGAUUUAGCGGAUGAUACUGUCACCAAUCCUGCUGCCCAACCAUGGAAGCAUGUCACCCACCGUAGGCCAAAUGGAGGGAAGCGGCCUGUGGGGGAUUCUGACUUUGACUCGGAUCUGCUGCACUCCUCUUCUUACCGGACCUCAAACCCUCUCCACACCCACCGGAGGUACCACAGUGACUACAGCUCAUCCAGUGAGCCCUCAGUAGACUCCUCAGAUCCAGACUACAGACACGCUAAGAAACCAGAGGAAGUGAGGCGGUACAGCUCCCAGGUGGCUCUCUCAGACCAUGACGGCAUGUCUCUCACCAGCCACAACACACAGAGGCACAGGUUGUAUGAAGGUGCAGCAGACAAGGGGCUGGUAGGAGCAGAGCUGAUGCUCCAGCGACAGGAGGAGGAGGUUCAAAGGAUCCAGGCUUACCUGGAUAACAGGCUGUCCCAAGCCUCCCUCUACCCAGGGGAUGACCGCCGUACCUCAGGCCUCUUUCCCGGAGAUGAGCCCCUGGCCCUGGCACACAACUCCAUGCUGGACCUCCGAGACCCUCUUAAUGCCACACUACCACACCAUUGCAACCCUAGGAAUUUCUUUGGUCCUGAAUUUGUGAAGAUGACGAAUGAGCCAUGUGUUCCCUUAACUGUUCCUUCUUCAAUAAUGAACAAGCAUUGGAAGCUGGAGGAGGUCCAGAGGAAGGUGGGGGUGGUUCUGCUGAAUGGCCAGAAGCUGGAGCUGAGCUGUGACGUCAAGGCUGUGUGUAAGGACGUACUGGACAUGGUGGUGGCUCAUGUUGGACUAGUGGAGCACCAUCUCUUCGGCCUGGCCUGCCUCAAAGAUAUUGAGUUUUUCUUCAUUGAUCCUGAUGCCAAGCUGUCCAAAGUGGCUCCCGAGGGGUGGAAGGACAAACCCAAGAAGAAGAAACCACACAUCCAGUUCAAUCUGUUCCUACGCAUUAAGUUCUUCCUGGAUGAUGUCCACUUCAUACAGCACACCAUGACGAAACACCAGUACUACUUGCAGCUGAGCAAGGAUAUCUUGGAGGAGAGGAUGCGCUGUGACAUGGAGAAUGCCAUGCUCCUGGCAUCCCUCGCACUGCAGGCAGAGUUCGGUGACUACAAAGCAGAGCUCCAUGGAAAUAUGUACUUCAGGCUUGAACAUGACCUGUCUGCCUCUGUACUGGAUAAGAUUGACCAGAGCUCCAUCAAGGAAGAACUGCCCAAACUACACAGCACAUACUACGGUGCCACCGAGGCAGAGACAGAGUUUGAGUUCCUCAAGGUGAGCCAGAGGCUGACAGAGUACGGAGUUCACUUCCACCGCGUCCUCCCUGAGAAGUGGUCCCAGACAGGCAUCAUGCUAGGGGUGUACUCCAAGGGUGUGCUCAUCUUUGAGGUCCUGAAUGGAAACAGAACCCCUGUAUUAAGGUUCCCCUGGAGAGAAACCAAGAAGAUCUCCUUCACUAAGAAGAAGAUCUGCCUUCAGAACACGUCAGAUGGGAUCAAACACCUGUUCCAGACAGACAGCAACAAGACCUGUUAGUAUCUGCUGCACCUCUGCUCUGCUCAGCACAAACUCCACCUCCAGAUGAAGGCCCGACAGAACAACCAGGAGCUGCAGGACCUAGAGAAUUCUCCACUCAUCAGCCUGCAGUAUUCUCUGGGCCCUGGUGGGGUGGAGAGGAUGGGGAGGGCAGUGAGCUCUGCCAGCCUGGCCCCUAGCUCCUCAGCUCGCUCCGCCUGCUCAGACAGACCACCUGAAGAGGAUCUCUUACUCAGACGUGGCCCUGAACAAGGCCCCUGUGAACCACCACCACUCCAAUACCCGGCUGAUGAUGAGCAGAUCACACCACAACCUGGGCCAGGUAUGGUGCCUGAGUCUCCAGAGCACAGGGCCUUCUCCUCCAACAGCCAGUCCCAGGCUGCUCUGAACCAUGCCCGUGCCAGCUCUGACACAGGCUCAAUCUCUGUGGUACACCAGCAGGAAACAGUUUUUGGCUCCUUAGCGUCCCACGGCAGCCCCAGCCCUGCCUGGAGUCUCAAGAGGUUCCAGAAAGAGUCUGACGACUCCUUCAUCGACGAGACAGGACAUGCCUGUGUCGUAGGGUUGAGCAUGCACAGCUCUGGGUUGCCCUCAAUGCAUCCCUCUCUAACUAGUGUUAAUGGUAGCUUGAAAGAUAAGCUGAAUGCCUUGCCGUCCCCAGAGAGAGAGAUUACCGCGGUGAAUCUGAAGAACGAUGUGAAGUAUGGCCUGGGGUUUCAGAUGGUUGGAGGGGAGAAUUCAGGUUGUGUGGAUCUGGGGACCUUCAUCAGCUCCAUAACUCCUGGGGGUCCUGCUGAUGUCAACUGCUACCUCAAGCCAGGGAACCGUCUGAUCUCUGUGAAUGAGGUGAACCUAUAGGGCCUUCCCCACAAUGCUGCCAUCGAUAUCCUACAGACUGCUUCAGAUGACAUCACACUGGUGGUGUCCCAGCCCAGAGAGAGGCUAUUCGAAAGGUUUGUUCCAUAUAAACCACAGGCUCCCCUGGCGGUCUCCAGCCAUAGACAACAGGACCUGGAUUUUGAGUCAUCAUCUGAGGAACAGGAGGGCAGCCUCAGCUCACAGGACUCCAGCACCGAGAGCACCAAUGCACCCCUCCAGACCCCAGUCAACAGCACCCACCCCCAUCGCACCCUGCCCGCUUCAGUACCUGUAUCCAUACUCCAUCACCAGGACCGGACCAUCAACAUCGCACCCAUCGAAACAGCUCCACCAGUGUUGCCACCCAAAACCAGGAAAGCUAAGAUCCUUGAGGUCCCUAAAGAUCCGGAUUAUUCAGAUAGAGGAGACUCUGAUAUGGAUGAGGAGACGUACUCUAGUAGUCAAGAGAAACAAAAGCUUAAAAAGGUAGGCGCUGGUGUGUAUUCUGACAGGAGGUUAAGUGGUAAUGUCCCGGGGGUCAGUAGUCUCUCUCCAGGAGAUCUAUUUGACAUUGAGCUGUCUAAAAAGGACAGCAGCCUGGGCAUAAGUGUCAUGGGUGGAGUGAACACUAGUGUGAGGCAUGGAGGGGUUUAUGUGAAGGCCAUCAUCCCUAAAGGAGCCGCAGAACUGGACGGAAGGAUCCAGAAGGGUGACAGAGUGGUGGCUGUCAAUGGGAAGAGUUUGGAAGGAGCUACUCACAAACAGGCUGUGGAGACCCUGAGAGACACUGGACAGGAGGUGAUCUCAGCGCUGCGAGGGACAGGUCAGGAGGUGACUCUGCUGCUCUGUAGACCUGACCAGGGGGUCUUACCAGAGAGGAACACCAGCACAUCUUCUCCCAUGGCAUCGCCACGUAAGGAACCAGUGGUCCAGCAGCAGCUUGACCCCAUCUCCAGCCUGUCCCUGCCCAGGACAGCCUCUCCUGUGGGGUCUGAGGGGAAGAGGAGCCUGGGUCUGGGGCCGGUGGAGGAAGCUCUGGAGAGUCUGCUCAUGAAGUCCCCCAGCAGACGGGACAGCUACAGCGACAGUACUGAAGAUGAGGAGGUGGAGGAGGCCUUCAGCGCUUCUCUGGAGCAGGGCCGACAAGCCUGGGACCAUAGUAUCUACCAGGCCCCCAGCAGUUACCUCGCUCUGGGAAGGCUCAGCCAGUACGAGACCCCCUGUGAGCUGGACCUGGAUGACACCAUCGACUCUGCCUACUCCCCCAACCUGUCACUGUCCAACCGGUCGGACCUCAGCAGAAGGUGUCCCUCCUCCUCCCCUCUGGCUCAUGACCUGGACACCACUCCUCAGUCCAUGGUAUUAUCUCCAGAAGUCCCCAGCCCCGACCCCCUGCCUUCCCCUCUACCACUUCCCCUCAACCUUAUCCACACCGUGCCCGACAAUGUAAAAGAUGUGGACGAGUUUGUGCCGGAUGUGGAGCUGAAAGUGUCCCUGGUGAAGUCUGAAAAAGGAAGCCUGGGGUUUACUGUGACCAAAGCAAACGACCUGGGCUGUUACAUCCAUGACAUCAUACAGGACCCAGCCAAGGGAGACGGCGGAUUGAGGGCCGGGGAUCAAAUGAUAAUGCUACACAGGCUGGUGUUGGACGGGGGCAGUGACAGUGUGUACGGGGUGCUGUUCAUUAAGGAGGUUCUGCCAUGUUCGGCAGCGCUGCUGGAGGGCAGUCUGAGACCCUUAGAUCUGGUCCACUAUAUCAACGGAGCUCCCACUCUGGACCUGACCCUCAACGAGAGCUGCAGACUCCUGGAGAUCUCCCUCAGGAACCUCUCUAUCAAGGCCACAAGGGUUGGGAAACCAGUUUCUCCAGGCCAGAAGAGUAUUUCAUUUCUAAACAACGAUGUCUGCCCUAAAGUUUCCACCAGCAUGAACGUUAAACCGCCUGACGAAAACCCCAACACCUACCUGGCCUACCUCCCCAUCAACUCUGACAAAUGCAACGGCAACACAGACAACUAUGAUGUGGGUUCCAUGGAACGGAGGAGAGCGGGUGAGGUGGAGAACACUGUGCUGUCUGAAGACACAGACUGUGAUGGUUCAUCUCUACCAGAGGACUCUCCUGAGACUUCCCGGAAAGCCAUUUGUAAAGAGGAAAGUGUAGACGACCCACUGAAUGAGAGCUACCUGCAAAAGACUUCAGAGCAGCCAGAGGAAGAUGAGAUAACGUGGGGAAGUGACGAGCUGCCAAUAGAGAACAUGAACUCCAAAUGCACUGACGACGGGCCCAUCAUCACAGAAGAUGAGCUGACGUCUCUGCCCCUGGUGAAGGUGGUCCCUAACGGGCAGUACACUGGGCCCAAACUCAACACCGUGGUACGCAUGCUGCGGGGCCUGCUCAAACAGAAGAUCCCUUUGCAGGAGUUUGAGAAUCUGCAGAACCUUCAGCCGCUGGAUGACUGUCUAAUUGGCCAGACAAAGGAAAAUAAUAAGAAGAAUCGCUACAAGAACAUUGUCCCCUUUGACACCACUAGAGUGAUCCUGGGUAAAGAUGGUGGCUACAUAAACGCUAACUUUAUCAACAUGCCAGUGAAAGAUGAGAACUUCAUGUACAUCGCUUGUCAAGGACCCCUACCCACCACUCUGGGUGACUUCUGGCAGAUGGUCUGGGAGCAGAAAUCGAAGGUCAUCGCCAUGAUGACCCAGGACGUGGAAAGGGGAAAGGUCAAAUGUCAACGGUACUGGCCCAACACCCCGCGGAUGGCUGAUAUGGUGGGCGAACGCCUGCAGAUCACCCUGGUCAAGGAUCAGCACCUGGACAACUUUGUUAUACGUCUCAUCGAGGUCAAAGAUAUCCAGACUGAAGAGAUUCAACACGUCACCCACCUGAACUACACUGGUUGGCCAGACCACGGAACCCCCUCGCAGCCCUCGCAGCUGCUGACAUUUAUAUCCUACAUGAGGCACAUCCACCAAUCAGGAGCCAUUAUCACGCACUGCAGUGCAGGCAUUGGCCGUUCCGGAACCCUCAUUUGCAUAGACGUGGUACUAGGCCUCAUCAGUAAAUAUGCUGACUUUGAUAUUUCAGAUGUGGUACGUAACAUGAGGCUGCAGAGACAAGGAAUGGUACAAACAGAGGAACAAUACAUAUUCUGCUAUCAAAUGAUCUUAUACGUGUUGCGAUGUCUUCAAGCAGAGGAGAACAUCUCAGGAUAGCAACCUUUAAAGUCACAAUGCUGCACAAUAAUAUAAUCUCCAGCUGGUGAGAGCAGAACAAUGAUGGAGAUUGGAGAGUUCACACACGACCUUUAAGACAGAACAGAACCAAGCAGUUGUUGCUGUGGGUUUACAAACCACUGCUCAUCGUUCAAUAAUUGCCAUAAAACAUUUUGGACUAGUUUCCUGGAUCCAGAUUAAGCCUAUUCCUGGACUAAAAAGCAUGUUCAAUGAAAGCGUUCCAUUGAAAGUGCUUCAGUCCAGGGCAAGGCUUAAUAUGUGUCCAGGAAACCAUCCUCUUGUUUCAUGAAAGUAAAUCUUACAGGAGUUUAUUUGAGUUUUCUUUGGCUGCUACCCCUUCUCUUAAUGCAUACACAAGAAUGAACGGUUGAUUUGAUGUCUUAUCUACAUGAAAACAAUGCUUUUUAUAGAAUCAAGAAUAUUAUGAAAUAACUAUGAAAGUUGAUUAAUGAAUUCAUAUUUUAAAUGUGGAACAAAAUCAUGUGUAUUUUAAAGCUAUUUUGAUGCUGGAAGUUGCCUUGACAGAAUACGACGACAGUAUUUGCAUUGUAGAUCUUAUUAUUACGGUAAUUGCUGACUGCUGCCAGUGGUAAUCAAUGACAUUAUUAAAGCGUACAUAUUAAUCUCUUGAGAACUGUGGAUAUGUUUUAAUGUUACAACAUGAACAUUUUCCAUUUGUAAAUAAAAGAGUCAAACGUU